AUGCCUUCUCGUCGCAAAGAACCUACCCCAACUGAAGCCGAUUCAGGCUCCGAUGUUGAGUUGAAUUUCAGCUUCAACUAUACACCAAACACAAGCGUACCGCAGGCUAUGGAAAGCAUCGACAGAUGGAAAUCGAAGCGGGCCGAGAUCCAGAAGGGCAUUGACAAGGAUUAUACUGAAAAGUUAGCCGGUCUAAAGAAUAAGAUUAAGAAGCAUUAUCAUGAUGAGACACUGAAAAUGUCCAACCAUAAUGAGCAGCAACUUCAGCGGUUAAUAGCAGCGCUCGAGAAACGAACAGCUUGCGAAGAGAAGAUCAAAAACCGGAUUGACUCUCUACGAGAUGACUGUGACCAUAUGGCCAUGUUGAUAGAUGCAAUCUAUGCCGGUCGCAAAGAAGCCGCCGCUCAGUCAGCAAAAGUUGCCAACGUAAAAACAGUUUCCAACUCAAAAACUAAGUAG
Molecule: messenger RNA, 459 nt
Organism: Daldinia childiae
Lineage: Eukaryota; Fungi; Ascomycota; Sordariomycetes; Xylariales; Hypoxylaceae
Exons: 3
Coding region: 1-459 (152 amino acids)
Source: RefSeq, a predicted model, not a curated record